AUGUUAGGAAUGACAACACAAUCAAAUACUCAUUAUGCAUGUCGAUAUCAAACAGACAAAACCUGGCUCGAUCGUCAAUAUCAUAAAAAUGGAUUAAUAUUAAAACCUGAUGAACUUGCUAAAAUAAUGAUAGAUCCUCCGACUUAUGAAGCUGAUAAUGAUAUUUUAGAUCGUGUUCAAGGUUCAAUGUUUGGAAUGGCUUUAGGUGAUGCUUUAGGUGCUUCUGUUGAAUUUCGACCUCGUCAAUAUCUAGUUGAACAUCCCGUAAAGGAUUUACAAGGAGGAGGAACAUGGGGUCUAGAUAAAGGAAAGUUUACUGAUGAUACAUCAAUGGCUCUUUGUCUUGCUAAUUCAUUAAUAACUCGUCAAGAUUUUGUUCCUUAUGAUCAAUUAGUUCGUUAUAAAUGGUGGUAUAAAGAUGGUUAUAUGUCUUCGACAGGAAAAUGUUUUGAUAUUGGUUCUGCUACAAAAAACUCGAUAAAUGAAUUUGAACGUCGUCAACAUGAGUUUUCUAAAAACCAUAAUAUUCCUUUCGAACAAAUCGAUUAUCUUACUGAUCAAAGUUUUCUCACUGAGUUUGAUGUGUAUUGUAGUUCAAAAGGUGUUGCUGGUAAUGGAGCUCUAAUGCGACUUGCACCCGUUCCAUUAUUUUUUCAUAGAAAUCCACUUGAAGCUGUUGCUUUCUCUGGUUUCAGUGGAGUUAUAAGUCAUGGUGAUCGAAUUGCAUUUGAUGCAUGUCGUUAUUAUGGUGCUUUAAUUGUUGCUGCUAUUCAUGGUUUAAAUAAAGAUGAAUUACUUGAUAAAAACUUUUUUUUUAAAUAUGAACGUUUAUUUAAUAAUAUUCCAUUACAUCCAAAUAUUAUGAAAAUUGCUCAAGGAUCUUAUAAAGGAAAAAAUGGUUAUGAUCAAGGUAUUAGAGGAAAAGGAUAUAUUGUUGAUGCACUUGAAGCUGCUUUAUGGGCAUUUUAUUUUCAUGAUACAUUUGAAAAAGGUGUUCUUGCUGCUGUUAAUCUUGGUGAUGAUACAGAUACAACUGCAGCAAUAUAUGGACAACUAGCUGGUGCUUAUUAUGGAUACAAAAAUUUGCCAGAAAAAUGGUUGAAAGAUUUAUAUGCUCCUAAAUUUAUUGAAUGUGUAAGUAAAUGGUUAAUUUGUGAAGGAGAGCAAUGGAGACCAGAAGGAAUAUAUCCUUCAACUUUUCCUUCUUUAAACCCUCAAUUACAAUCAAAUCAAACUAAGAACUCAUCUAUUGAAAACAAACGAAAUAUAAAUGAACAAUCAACACUUAUUCAAACAGAUAAUAUUUCACCGAAAGCUAAAUUAUUUUCUAAAAUGUGGUCUACAAAAUCAGAUCUUCAUCCUAUUUCAUCUAAUCAUAAAUUACAUUCAAUCAAAGAAACAGAACAAAUUUCUCAUACUAAUACAACUCAACUACCACUUUUUAAUAGUCAUGGUCCUGGACAUUCUGAUCAACAAUCAAAUAAUUCCAGUCGACAUCUAUCACAUGAUAGAAUGUCAUUGUAUUGUUCUAUGCCACAUCAUUUUCGUGAAAGAUUACAAUCAUGUGAUGAUGUUUCUAACUGGUUAAUAUCAUUGGGUGAUGAUUAUAAAAAUUAUGCCAAAGCUUUUAAAGAUGAUUUUGUUGAUGGAUUUUGGCUUCUCAAUUAUAUUAAUGAUGAAAAUCUUCAAAAUAAAUAUCACAUUCAAAAUGAAUCACAUAGAAAAAAUAUUCUUAAGAAAAUUCAACAAUUUAAAAGUUCGAUUAACGUCAAUUGA
Molecule: messenger RNA, 1776 nt
Organism: Adineta steineri
Lineage: Eukaryota; Metazoa; Rotifera; Eurotatoria; Adinetida; Adinetidae
Source: the annotation of a GenBank genome assembly